GCGGGCUCACGUGAGUUUCGAAAGAAAAUACAAACAUGGCGGAUCUUCACGAACAUUUCACUACGAUAGAUUUUAUUGUAUUCGCAGCAACUCUGGCUGCAUCCGCUGGAAUCGGCGUGUACUUUGCCAGGGUUGGGUCUCGUAAUCAAAGCAAUAGCGAAUAUCUCAUGGCAAGUCGUAGCAUGUCCGCGAUCCCAGUUGCGAUUUCUGUCCUUGCGUCGUUUGUUUCGUCCAUCGCCGUCCUUGGGACACCGAACGAAGUGUACUCUUUCGGGUUCCAGUACUGGUUGCUAGUGUUCUCGUCAUUUGUGACAAUCCCACUUGUGGCUUACGUGUACCUCCCUGUGUACUAUAAUCUUAAACUAACUAGUGCUUAUGAGUACUUAGAGUUGAGGUUUUCAAAGAGUGUCAAGCUGCUGGCCUCAAGUGUGUUUAUAAUACAGACGCUCCUCUAUAUUGCUAUUGUGCUGUAUGGGCCAUCAUUGACAUUAGAAGCAGUCACAGGCUUCCCCUUGUGGAUUGCCAUAAUAACCAUUGGAUUGGUCUGUACUUUCUACACGACAUUGGGUGGUAUGAAAGCUGUAAUCUGGACAGAUGUCUUCCAGGGUGUGGUCAUGCUAGGGGGACUUUUAGCUGUUAUUGCUGUUGGUACUAGCCAUGUUGGGGGCAUCAGCAAAGUGUUUGAGAUUGCUAAACAUGGCAGCAGAUUUGAUAUAGAUUGGUCAGGAGAUCCCACCCACAGACUGACAUUCUGGGUUAUUAUAUUAACUGGAAUGUUUCAAAACCUUCCAGUCUACACAACAAACCAGACAGCAGUCCAGCGCUUCCUCACAUGUAAAUCCUUCAAGGAUGCCAUCAGAUCUGUAUGGCUGAACCUGCCACUGCAGUGGCUGAACACAACCCUGACUGUUCUCGUUGGCCUGGUUCUUUAUGCAUACUAUGCAACAUGUGAUCCUCUAACUGCUGGAUCCAUAGAGAAAGGAGAUGAGAUCCUUCCCUUCUUUGUUGUUGAAGUGCUUGGAAAAUCUGCUCCAGGAAUGCCUGGUGUUUUUGUGGCAAGUCUGUUCUGUGCCACACUGAGCACUGUGGCAUCAGGGUUGAACUCUCUAGCAGCUGUGACUGUGGAAGACUUCAUUUCUAUGUAUACAUCAAUCCCAAAGGACAAAGAAACCUUAGUGUCAAAAUGUCUAGUAAUUGUAUAUGGGUUCAUCUCACUUGGAUUGGCAUUUUUAGCUUCGAAACUUGGAAUGAUUUUACAGAUGAGCGCCUCCAUGUUCGGCAUCAUUGGUGGACCAAUGCUAGCUUUGUUUACCAUGGGAAUUUUAACAAGAACUGCCAAUUCCAAGGGUGUUUGGGCUGGGAUGAUUGCUGGAUUUGUGGUCAUCACGUGGAUCUCAGUAGGCGCACAGGUGCAACCCCCUGACUAUCCUAUCUUACCAAUCUCUGUGGCUGGCUGUGCAUCCAACACCUCUGCACUCAACAUUACCAUGCCACACAUUGCACGCCGGGGUAUGGGUUCCAACUCUGUAUACAGCAUAUCAUUCUUCUUGUAUGGACCAAUUGGAUUUAUCAUCACUCUGGUGGUCGCGAUGCUCAUCAGCAUUAUAUUUAAAGAUGACCAAUCUCCUCCACUUGACCCACGACUGUUCUUUGAUGUCCAUUCAUGUAUCACAAAGGCUACCAAGUCACCAUGCAACAAAAGCUCAUUACAUUCAUUGGACAGUGAGGAGGAAUCAAGUGAAUCUAGUCCGCUUUAUCAUGACUCUAAGAUCCAUUAGUGGAUUGAUCACCAUAAAAAGAAAAAAAAAUCAAAUAAUACAUGAAUAUCAAAUAAUGGAUGAAUUUUAUCGCUUUCAUUUUUUCUCACCCAUACAACACUUUCUUUCCAUACUGUAAAUAAUCUAUUAAACGCCAGGGGAGUUUUGAUGGUAGAAUGUCUACUUUCGAUUCUCAAAAGACGUGCCAUUUGUAGACAAAACUAUAAAGCGUAAGCUAGUAUGUAGCCAAAUCUGACAAUAAGCGUCCCGUGGAGAUACUGCAAAGGCAUAAAUAAUUUCUUUUUGUUGUUUUCUGGGGUGGUCAGAUUUUUAUCAGAGAACUCACUCCCUCCUUACCCCCCCCCCCCCCCCCCCAAAAAAAAAAGAAAAUCAGGUCACCUUUUUCCCGAUUUUACACCCCCUCGCCAAAGAAAAACCCUGGGUAUGGGCCUGUUGAUUUAUAUUACCCAAAUUCCUAUGUCGUGUAUUUUCAAGCUGGAAGGGAGGGUAGGGGAAGGGGGCUGUUAAAUAGAGGGGGGGCGUUUAUAAGAGUUUGUUCAUUACAAACUUGUAAGCUUAGGGGGGGGGGCGUUCAUUAGAUAGGAGGCGUUUUCUAGGUAGGGGGCGUUAAUUAGAUUAUUUAUUUAAUAUACCAAAAUACCAUAUAUUGUACAAAUGUCCAAUUGUAAAUAAAAGAAAUGAAAUAGAGAGUUUACAA
Messenger RNA from Nematostella vectensis (starlet sea anemone), 2475 nucleotides. Its product is annotated as sodium-coupled monocarboxylate transporter 1. Lineage: Eukaryota; Metazoa; Cnidaria; Anthozoa; Actiniaria; Edwardsiidae. Gene Ontology annotation, biological process: transmembrane transport; sodium ion transport. The transcript has 15 exons. The coding region runs from base 36 to 1778 and encodes 580 amino acids. The record is from RefSeq and is a predicted model, not a curated record. Gene Ontology annotation, cellular component: membrane. Gene Ontology annotation, molecular function: symporter activity.